AGGUUAGGAUAUUAACAAAAUGGGUGGUGGAGGGUGGGGGUGAAGGAAAAGUCCAGUCUUCAUAGAACUUCACGCGUUUAAAAUCAUUGACGAAACAAAAAUGGGUAAGAUGAAAAAACUUACCUGGAUUUUAAUCUUAGCACAACUUGCAGCUUCCUUGGCCCAAGUAAUCGAACUGUUACCGCUGCCUUGCAAUGACAAAAACGUUGAGAAGAUUUCUCGCUUGGCGCUCACUUACAUUAACGAGGAUAGAGCCGUGGGAUACAAAUUCAGCCUCAACAGAAUUUCGAACGUUCAUCUUCACGCACAGGGCCCUGCUGGAAAGGUCUACUACCUGGAACUGGAUGUGCUGGAAACAAAAUGUCAUGUUAGGAGCCCCAAAUCCUGGAAGCGUUGUGACAUCAGACCUGUCAUGGAAACACAAAUCUCUGGGAACUGCAAUGUUACCACCCUUCAUACCUCACAGGGAUUCUCCUACCUGUACAGUUAUGACUGCACCCUUGUUCCAGAUGAGCCAGAGAAACUGCUGAAGAUCUGCCCGGACUGUCCCCUGCUCCUGCCUGUUGACAGUGCUGAGGCCCAGCAGACAGCUCAGCUCACUCUGCGGAAGUACAACUCCCAGAGCACCCUGCCCGCAACAUUUUCUGUGCAGAGCAUCACCAGAGCCUCUGCUAAGAGGGCGCCGGUGCAGGGCAGCUUCGUGGAGUACACGAUCCAGGAGACAGAGUGCCCAGAGGGGCGCUUAGCUACCAGACUCUGCAAGCCAGAGGACCUGGGGAGAGCUCCAGCAGGGUUCUGCGUAGGUGCAGUUUAUGGCAAUGGAAAGAGCAAUCCAGAAGUUGAGGUGUCCUGUGAAAUAUUCCACCCACAGGAUUUUGAGAUGUCAGUGCCUGGGACUGCAGUGAAUGGUGCUGGACAGCAGCAGGUCCCCGAAGUGUUACCUGCUCAGCAUGAAAAAAAUGCAGGCAGUGAGGCAAAAAUCACAAUUCCCCAAGAAAACUCUGAGCCCAGAACCUCUGACCCUGUGCAGCAGCCUGCUGUUCCCAAAGACCUCACCCCUGAUCCCUUUGGCCCUGUAAAGAAGGCUACAGUUGAAGUCUCUGAACCCUCUGUCCAUGUUCAACACACACCACCCAGUGAGUCCUCGGAGUCUGAUUCAGACUCAGAGUCCUCUGAGGAGCUAGGGAGCACCUUUGUUAGGCCUCCCCUGGACUUUAGAUACAAGUCCCCCCGCCUGAAAAGGCAGGCAGGUACAGAUGGAAGCCCUCAGCACAACCCAGUCUUUUUAUCAGUCUUCCCUGCCUUGCCCUCCCCAUUCCGCUCUUGCCCUGGUGCCCCUCGUUUUUCCACUGUGUAGAACGGCUGACUUCUGGCCUGCCUCAGACCAGACCUCCAUAAUAUGCAGAAGCAAUCUGUUAGUACAAAAGCAACUGGGUGUACAAAAAGAAUUAGAUUCAUCCUUUCACAUGCUUGUAAAUAAAAUAUUUAAAACA
Megalops cyprinoides (Indo-Pacific tarpon) is the source of this 1493-nucleotide messenger RNA. RefSeq lists its product as uncharacterized. Lineage: Eukaryota; Metazoa; Chordata; Actinopteri; Elopiformes; Megalopidae. The transcript is spliced from 7 exons. The coding region runs from base 101 to 1357 and encodes 418 amino acids. Gene Ontology annotation, biological process: negative regulation of endopeptidase activity. Gene Ontology annotation, molecular function: cysteine-type endopeptidase inhibitor activity. The record is from RefSeq and is a predicted model, not a curated record. Gene Ontology annotation, cellular component: extracellular region.